AGGGAAGCUGUUCCACAGGCCCCCUCUCUUGGCCGCUUUGAUGUGCUGCUGCUGAGCUUUGAAGUUGAGAAAUGCGGGCUAUGUUUCUUGUUUGUGGGCGAGAAAUACGGCGAGAUAGAUAAGAAGCUUAUGUGUGCGCGAGUGUGUGUAUGAAUGUACCAAUGUGUAGCCCAGAUUUAUAAAAAAAAAAAAAAAAAAAGGCGAAUAUUUGUCGGUCGUUGCGUCUUCUGCUGGCUGGAUGUAUUCUUCGGUCGGAUUCCCCCCCCACCUUCCCUCCACCUCCUCUAGAUUUUGACACCCCCAGUGAUCUACAUAGGGACUGAGCCUGCCUACUCUGAGGUCAGUUGUUGAAUGGGACGGGGUACAUUAAACUACAGCGCUUCUUCUGCAGAUAGGACACAUGUGGCACGGCGCAAGCUUCACGUAGUCCGUCACUGAUUCAUUAUCAUUAUCUUUUUUUUGUACUGGAUUACUGUUCUGGAGAGUUUCUGGACUGCGUUCGACUCGACUGAAAAUGGAGUAAUACUUCUAACUUUUUAACGGGUUUUCCUCCGGUUGGAUCUGCUCUGCGAUGAGUGAAGAGGAGCUGAGAAGCUCCCCCGCUGCUUUUAGAGAGUGAGGAGGAUUAGGCUGGAGCUCAGUGGAGGCACGACGGCACUCUCACACGGCAACCAGAGCUGGAGCCAUGAGCAGGGCGCUUACGGAGCACAUCAGCAGUAGCUUCCGAGAAGAUGCUCCUCGUCCUCCGGUGCCGGGGGAAGAGGGAGAGGCGUCAUGCUACAACCCCAGCAGAGCUGCCAAAAUGAGAGCCCAGAGCAAGGUUAAAGAUAUCCCCGCUGCCGCGCCUCCCGGCUCCACACCGCGGAGGAACGAGGAUGGACUCGGGGAGCCAGAGGGCAGCGCGUCCCCGGACUCACCCCUAGUCCGGUGGACGAAGUCGCUGCAUUUCCUCCUGGGCGACCAAGACGGCGCUCACCUCUUCAAGACCUUUCUGGAGCGGGAGAAUUGCGUGGACACUUUGGACUUUUGGUUCGCCUGCAACGGCUUCAGGCAAAUGGACUUAAAGGAUACCAAAACGUUGCGAGUUGCCAAAGUUAUUUUCAAGCGGUACAUCGAGAACAACAGCAUUGUCGCCAAGCAGCUGAAACCGGCCACCAAGACCUUCAUAAGGGAUAGUAUUAAGAAGCAGCAAAUAGACUCUGCCAUGUUCGACCAAGCACAGACGGAAAUCCAGUCGAACAUGGAAGAGAACGCAUACCAGAUGUUUUUGACCUCUGACAUAUACCUCGAAUACGUGCGCGCCGGCUGCGAGAACGCCGCGUACAUGAACCACGGCGGUCUGGGCAGCCUCAAGCUGAUGUGCGGAUACCUUCCUCCCCUCAUGGAGGAGGAGGAAUGGAGUUGUAGCGACCUGAAGGCGAAAACGUUGGGCUCCGUGGUUGGACUGUCCGCGAAAAACCUGAGGGCUACCGCUACCAUCCGGACCGCCGCUGAAGUGCUGGAGAACAGCUGCAGGUCCCACCGCCGAGGAGACCCUGCAAGCCCCUACUUUGUCAACUCCGGCUACAUUUUUGCCCCCGCCACCAGUGCCAACGACAGCGAAAUCUCCAGCGAUGCCACGACGGACGACUCCAUGUCCAUGACGGACAGUAGCGUAGAUGGGAUCCCUCCAUACAAGCUGGGCACCAAGAAGCAGCUCCAGAGAGAUAUCCAUCGCAAUGUCAAGAUCAAUGGCCAGGUUACGCUACCCCACUUCCCUAGGACGCACCGGCUGCCUAAGGAGAUGACCCCCGUCGAGCCCUCGGCCUUCGCCGCCCAGCUCAUAGCCAAGCUGGAGAAGCUGAAGCGGGAGCAGGACACGAUGAGCUCGCUGGAGGAGAGGCUGCAGCAGAUCCAGGAGGAGGAGGAGAGAGAAGAAAGCAACGGCACCCCCCUCUAUCACCCCCUGCUCCCGUCUGGUAGCCAGUGCGAGGAAGACCCACAAGCUAUACUGGACGAGCACCUGUCACGCGUCCUGAAGACGCCCGGCUGCCAGUCGCCCGGCGUGGUCCGGCACUCGCCGCGCUCGCGCUCACCGGACCGGACGGGCGCCGUGGUGCCCUCCGGCCAGGGGCCCUUCUUCGGUGCUUAUCCCGGGGCCGCAAAAGUCCUGAUGACGGGCAGGCAGUCCACAAAGCACAUCCACCACCACUACAUCCACCAUCACCACGCUGGGCCGAAGACCAAGGAGCAGAUCGAGGCCGAGGCGGCUCAGCGCGUGCAGUGCCUCUGCCCUCAAGGGGGCGCCAAUUAUUCCGACUUCACACCUGCUCGCUGCAGCACUUUCUCCAAGCGGCCGGUCAAGGCCUCCGACGAGGGCGCGUCUUCGCCGCGGCUUCCCCUCGUCGCCUCGGACCGCUCUCAGAACGUCUGGCAGUGGAUCCUAGAGAGUGAGAGGCAGGGGAAGCACAAGCCACACAGCACUCAAGGCCUGAAGAAGUCGAACCCGCUCGACUCGAAGAGCCUGCCCGUUCGAACCUCCUGGGGUGGAGGCGGCAUCGGCAACGGGGCUCACCUCCGCAGCCACCACCCGGGCCACCCGUUCAUCCAGGACCCGGCCAUGCCGCCCCUUCCCCCGCCCAACACCCUCGCACAGCUGGAGGAGGCCUGCCGCAGGCUAGAAGAAGUUUCCAAGCCGCCCAAACAAAGGCAUUCAACGGCAGCCAGCAGCCUUCAGAAAGACAGGAGCCAUCCAACAGCUGCCUUCCCCGCUGGAGGCAGCACUCAAGCCAGCCCUGGACUCCAAGCAGACGAGUCUAAGGAGCUGGUGGUCACCUACUUCUUCUGUGGCGAGGAAAUUCCAUAUCGCAGCAUGAUGAAGACCCACUGCCUCACCCUGGGUCACUUCAAGGAACAGCUCAGCAAGAAAGGCAACUACCGGUACUACUUCAAGAAGGAAAGUGAUGAGUUCGAGUGCGGCGCGGUCUUCGAGGAGGUGUGGGAGGACGCCAGCGUGUUGCCCAUGUAUGAGGGAAAGGUGCUGGGCAAGGUGGAGAGGAUGGACUAAAGGCCGCCUUGUUGUCACCCGACCAACCAACGCCCCUCCCUCCCUUCCUCCCCUCCCCUCCAACCAAAAGCUAAACCCACCCUAAAAAACUUGAGCACGAGACUCUGUCAUUCGCAAGAAAAAAAAAAACACUCUGGACUUCUUCUUUUUUUUUUUUUGUUUUUUUUUCUAUUUCUUAAUAUUAAGCUAAACAGAGUUAAUAUAUCCAGCACAAGAGGAGUGAUUGAAGGAAGACGAGCCAAUGAAGUAUGCCGAACCCAGAGGAGGAGCCGCCCCUCCCUGACUUUCUCAACCAAUCAGCCUUAGAAACACAAGGGAACGACGAGAGACUUUAAAGACCAAGAUGAUGAUGAUGAUGAUGAUGAUGAUGAUGAUGGGAGGCCAGUCGGGGGGAGACCCCGCCUCUUCUUGAAUAUAACCACUGAAGAUGUAGAUGAGUGUUGUUUUGUGAUGUGAUGACGGACUGACAGCGGGCGCCGACGACGCGGCGCCAACCGACCUGCUCUUAACAUCACACUCCAACAUCGUUACAAAAACGUCCAUACGUGUGCAUAUACAUACAUGCAUAUAUGUAUAUAUACAUGUAUUAUAUAUUUAGAUGCUUUUUGUCAUGAGUUGAAAGUUUUUAUUGAGUAUUUAUUGAGAAACAAAACACAACCCCUCCCUUUUUAUUACCUGAGUCUCCUUAAACCCGUACCCCCCCCCCCACUCCUUAUUUCCAGCCAAUGGGCAAGCUGCUUUGAAUGUUGGGAGAAUACUGUGGUGAUUUAGUGUUUGUUUAUUUUUAUGUCACACAAGAGGACGUGACGCUAGCCUAGCGCCUCCCGUAGCCUUGUAGCCACGUCCGACCCAAACUAACAACCUUUAGCGGUGGUCUCGUCCGAGGCGCUCCCUCCACGGCUCUAACGGUCAAUCCCAGUCUUAUAUGCUGCUGAUAGUUUGUAACGUUAAGUUCGUCACACGAGCAUUUCCUCUGCCCCCCCUCCCCCUCCCUCCCCUUUUCCCUUUGUCUCAGUCCGGCGACAGAGCUCAGUCUUUUUGUUGUGCCUUUGUUUGUAGACCAGGCAUUGCACAGGGAUGGGGAUGGGGGGGGGCGGGGGGGUUGGAAACAGUCGCCCACAGAGAGGAGACCUGGAGCACAAGUCGUACCAUCUAAUAAUGGCAGUGUUUACAGCCCGCGCACCAAAAUAACUUGUGCUAACAAGAAUCAGUUUGGGUCACUGAGAACGACUUCUUGAGGAAGUCACCGAGCGAGUCGGGGAAAAGAAAAAAAAAAAAAAGAAAGAAAAAACGUUGAAGAAUCAUGGCUCCAGUAUCUUUUGAAUGUCGUUACAAUAACACCGUAUAUAGCAGAGCUCCUGUAUACAUUGUAAUUAUGCAUUCUGAAAUAUGGAUACUUACACACGUGAUGCACACACACACACACACUCGCUGGUGUUUUAUGAGUACAGCACCUGUGCCUACAUGGAUGCCAUACCAUGUGCUGCCCUGUUUCAGGGUUUUAAUAUAUAUCCCUUGGUUUUCAGAAGGGUUUUAUGUUGAAAAGAUAUUUUUAUGCUUUUAAUAAUAUCCUGUAAUCAUGUUUUUGUUUUUACACCACAGCGUUUUUUGUUGUCAAUUUCUUUCAUUCUAUCUAAACUGUAAAUUAAACAUUAUAUAAAGAGAUUCAUUUAAAGAUUUACAUGGACCUAUAAUUAUUGUAAUUAUUGAGAGACGUAGCCUUUAUUAAAGUUUUAUAUUUUUCAAAUGAAA
This is a messenger RNA of Mugil cephalus (flathead mullet), 4798 nucleotides long. RefSeq names its product axin-2-like. The coding region runs from base 686 to 3046 and encodes 786 amino acids. NCBI's taxonomy places the organism in Eukaryota, Metazoa, Chordata, Actinopteri, Mugiliformes, Mugilidae. Gene Ontology annotation, biological process: negative regulation of canonical Wnt signaling pathway. The transcript has 11 exons. The record is from RefSeq and is a predicted model, not a curated record.